AAAUAUAAUUAGCUGAGAAUGAGUUAUCAACUAUAUCCUAAGCCUUUCUAAUUUUAUUACUAUCCUCCUUACAUUCACUAACUUGGCCUUCCAUUGAUCAAUCCUUAUAAUCUAAAUAAUUAUCCUCAAUAAAUGAGCUCAUUUUAUUAUUAACCCAUCAUAGGAAAUUCAUCAGACAAUUGUAUUGUGAUAGAAGAUGAUAAUAUUUAACAUCCACUGAACCCCAAUCAAUAAUCAAUAGUUUAAACAUAAACCAAUAGAGAACAGACAACUCAAUAAGAGUAGUUGAUGAUUCUAGAAUAACCAUUUAAGAAGUAGAUAUAAUAAAGUGACAAAUUAAAUGAAAAUGAACCACACAUUCGUAUAAGUGUCUUCAAGCAGCAUUCAAGCUAAAUUGAUGCUGAAUAUAUCCUCUAAUAUGAUAGAAUCAUGGGAAACGAAUACAAAAAGGAAAUAACAAUAGGUAGAAGAAAAUAAUAAGAUGACAAAUCAGAGAAUUGUGAUAUUUAUUUGCCUCAUGGAGAUAAGAAUGUUGAAAAGCUUCACUGUAAAUUGUUGACAGAAAAAGGAUUUUCUUAUUCAAAUCUUCUAACAAAAUCAGUUCUUCUAUUCUUCUCAUUAUUCAGAUCAAGCAAACCAAUUAUAAAAUUACCUUUUUCAAUUAGAAAACAUAUCUAUUCAUUUAUUAAAGAAAAGCCAUAAUUUUAUUUAACAGAUAAUGCAACUAAGGUUGGAACAUUUAUGAAAAUUAAAAAGGACAAUCUAAAACUAAUGUAACUACACAAUACAUAUCUGAUCGGGGCUGACACAUAUUUCCAUGUUAUGGAAAUCAAAUCAAAACCUUCAUAGAUCAAAUAAAAAAGAAACAAAGAUUUAAAUUAGUUUUAUAAAUCUCUUGCAAAAGAACAAGUAAGAAAAGGUGCUAAGAUUCAUGGGCUAACAUUAUAGGAAAGCGAGUAAUUCAAUAUAGUGCUAAAUGAAUUCAGAACAAAUAAUUAAAGACAAAGAACUUUACAAAAAUUGAAUCAAUAUGAUAGACCCUAUUUAAAAUUUUCAUUUAAUAGUGCUUCUGUCAAUUAAAUUUAAUCUCACAUAUUCAUAGCAAAUUAUGAUUAAGAGUCUGUUUUUAAAAUUGGGAGAUCCUAAGAAUGUGAUGUCAUAGUUAAUAUCAAUACUGUCUCUAGGAGAUAAGCAUAAAUAAUAUAUAAAAAUAAUGAAUGGUUCAUCCAUGAUGGAGAAGGUAUCAGAGAAUCAGCAAAUGGCACUUGGCAGUCAUUGCAAAAUUAUUCCACGAGAAAUCAAGAUAAAAAAAUAUAGAGCAAACCCAGCCUAAUUGAAGAUUAAAUGGAAGUUAAAAUAAGUGAGAAUAUUAUUAAAUUUGAUUUUGUAAACUUUGGUGUUACUAAAAAACGAAAACUUAAUUAAGCAUUAAUACAGGACUUACUUUAGUGA
Paramecium tetraurelia is the source of this 1452-nucleotide messenger RNA. RefSeq lists its product as uncharacterized. Gene Ontology annotation, molecular function: protein binding. Lineage: Eukaryota; Ciliophora; Oligohymenophorea; Peniculida; Parameciidae. The record is from RefSeq and is a predicted model, not a curated record. The transcript is spliced from 8 exons.